This is a messenger RNA of Meriones unguiculatus (Mongolian gerbil), 6735 nucleotides long. RefSeq names its product tudor domain containing 6 (gene Tdrd6). Gene Ontology annotation, biological process: spermatogenesis. Bases 1 to 6405 code for a protein of 2134 amino acids. The transcript has 5 exons. Lineage: Eukaryota; Metazoa; Chordata; Mammalia; Rodentia; Muridae. The record is from RefSeq and is a predicted model, not a curated record.
AUGAGCUCGACUCCCGGGCUGCCCACCCCGGGGGCCUCGCUGGCCCUGCGGGUGUCCUUCGUGGACGUGCAUCCCGAGGUGAUCCCGGUGCAGCUGUGGGGACUGGUGGGCCAGCGACGGGAAGAGUACGUGCGGCUGAGCCGGGAGAUUCAGGAGGCCGCAGCCACGCGCGGCCCUUGGGCGCUGGGUGGGGCCUCGGCGUCGCCGGGAGAGCUGUGCCUGGUGCAGGUGGGGCUCAUGUGGCACCGCUGCCGCGUGGUCAGCCGCCAGGCGCAGGACAGCCGCGUCUUCCUGCUGGACGAGGGCCGCACCAUCACGGCGGGCGCGGGCUCGCUGGCCCCGGGGCGCAGCGAGUUCUUCCACCUGCCCUCCGAGGUGCUGGGCUGUGUGCUAGCCGGCCUGGUGCCCGCGGGAGGCGGUGGCGCCGGCGGUGGCGAACCCCAGCACUGGUCCUCUAGCGCCGUGGACUUCCUUAGCAACCUGCAGGGCAAGGAGGUGCACGGACGGGUCCUGGACGUGCUGCUUCUCCAUCGCCUGGUGCUGCUGGAGGUGCCCGUUGUGGCUCAGCAGAUGGAGGAGCUGGGCCUGGCCAGGCAGGUGCCAGACAGCCUCUUCUGUUCCCUGCUCAAACGCUACCUGACCGCGGCGGGGCUGGGCAACUCCGGAGCUCCAGUUCUGCCGCGAGCCGCGCCCAAACAAGAGCAUCCUGGGUUAGAUUAUUUCUAUCCCCAACUGCAGCUGGGGGUGACGGAGCCCGUGGUGGUCACCCAAGUGUGCCAUCCUCACCGCAUCCACUGCCAACUCCGGAGCCUCUCGCAGGAGAUCCACCGCCUCUCUGAGAGUAUGGCCCAGGUAUACCGGGCGUCCACGGGGACAGAGGAUGAGGACUCUGGCAGUGCCACCUGGGAGGAGAGGGAGGAGAGCCCAGACAAGCCGGGGUCUCCGUGUGCUUCCUGUGGCUUGGACGGACAGUGGUACCGGGCUCUCUUGCUUGAAACUUUCAGGCCUCAGCGCUGUGCCCAGGUGCUGCACGUCGAUUAUGGAAGAAAAGAACUAGUGAGCUGCAGCAGCCUUCGCUACUUGCUGCCCGAGUAUUUUCGAAUGCCCGUGGUGACCUACCCGUGUGCCUUGUAUGGACUCUGGGACUGCGGAAGAGGCUGGUCCCGGUCACAGGUUGGUGAUUUGAAAGCUCUGAUCCUGGGCCAGUCAGUGAACGCCAAGAUUGAAUUUUACUGUUCCUUUGAGCACAAGUACUAUGUCACCCUGUAUGGGGAAGAUGGAAUUAAUCUCAACAGUGCCUUCGGAGUACAAUCCUGUUGCUUGGCUGACCGAUUUCUCGAGAGUCAGGGGCUAGAGGAGGAUGAGGAGGAGGAAGAUAUGGAGGCUGCUUUUCACUCUCAGUCCCCUGCUGAGGAAAUGGAGGAGGAGGUUUCCCUCCCGUCCUUGAGCGCCAUCAGGCUGAAGAUGAAUGCCUUCUAUGAUGCCCAGGUGGAGUUUGUGAAGAACCCCUCGGAGUUCUGGAUUCGCCUGAGAAAGCACAAGAACACCUUCAGCAAGCUGAUGAAGAAAAUGUGCAGCUUCUACUCUUCGGCCAGUAAGCUGGAUGGCGUGAUUUUGAAACCUGAACCGGAUGACCUGUGCUGUGUCAAAUGGAAGGAAAAUGGCUACUACCGGGCCAUGGUCACCCGACUGGACAGCAAGAGUGUGGAUGUGUUCUUGGUGGAUCGGGGCAACUCUGAGAACGUGGACUGGAGCGACGUGCGGAUGCUGCUGCCUCAGUUUCGGCAGUUACCAAUACUGGCUCUGAAGUGCACCCUGGCCGACAUCUGGCCUUUGGGGAAAACGUGGAGCCAGGAAGCGAUCUCAUUUUUCAAAAAGACAGUACUCCACAAAGAAUUAGUGGUCCACAUCCUUGACAAGCAGGAUCGCCAGUAUGUCAUCGAGAUCCUUGACGAAUCCAGAACAGGGGAGGAGAACAUCAGUAAGGUCAUCGCCCAAGCCGGAUACGCCAAGUACCAGGAAUUUGAGGCAAAAGAAAACAUCAGGCUCAGUGCCCACUCGCCGGGGCACGUUUCUGGUCAUUUCAUGGCGGAGCCUGGCAAAAGACCUUCCGUCAAGAAGGCUGAAGGAGAACAGAAGGCGAAGCGAGACAGUAAAACCCUGCCUGUUUUAGAAGCUUUGGCCAAGGUGGCAAACCUUCCGAGUAUCUCCGCUGGGCAGGCCGCACACGACAAAGAGAAGGGAACGGCCGACUCUUCUCUCCUCACUCUGAAUUUCUUGAAACUGAAGCCAAGCUGCUGUGGGAAAGGCGAGCUGGAGGUGGGCAGCACCGUGGAGGUGAAGGUGUCUCAUGUGGAGAGCCCCGGCUCCUUCUGGUGCCAGCUGAUGAGGGAUGCGCAGGGAUUCAGAACCCUGAUGUGUGACAUCGAGGACUUCUGCAAAAGCCAGCCAGCCCCCUACGAGGGGGACACCCGCGCUUGCCUGGCAAAGCGGACCGCCAACGGAAGAUGGUCCAGAGCUCUGAUCAGCGGGGCCCAGUCUCUAGAGCACGUCAGAGUGGUGUUUGUGGACUAUGGAGACAAGGAUGUGGUCUCUAUGAAGGACAUACUCUCUGUCAGUGAAGCGUUUCUCCAGGUCAGAGCUCAGGCAUUUAGAUGCAGUCUUUAUAAUUUAAUUCAGCCAAUCGGUGAAAAUCCCUUUGAGUGGGAUGAAAAGGCAGUCCAGGCUUUUAGUGGGUUUAUAGAUAACGCCUGGCAGAAUAACUUAGAAUUAAAAUGCACAAUCUUUGCUUUGGCAUCAAGGCAUGAUGAAGAGUGGUUCAAUGUGGUGGACUUGCUAACGCCCUUUCAGAGUGCCUGCCAUUUUUUGGUAGAAAAGAGAUUUGCAAGGCCUGUAAAACUCCAAAAGCCCCUGGAACCUUCGGUCCAGCUACAUUCUUACUACUAUUCUACCCAUGACCUAAAAAUCGGAAGUGAAGAAUUGGUGUACAUAACACAUGUUGAUGACCCUUGGACAUUUUAUUGCCAAUUAGCGAGGAACACAAAUAUUUUAGAACAAUUAUCAUACAACAUUAUACAGCUAAGUAAAGCCUCAUUGAAUUUAAAAGCAUCCAACUUGAACCCUGGAACCUUGUGCCUUGCCAAAUACACCGAUGAAAAUUGGUACAGGGGGAUAAUAACAGAAGAGGAACCAAACAAAGUCUUCUUUGUUGAUUUUGGGAACACUCACAUAGCAAGUGAUGGUCUGCUCCCCAUCCCUCGAGAUGCCUAUGAUGUCUUACUUUUACCCAUGCAAGCUGUUAAAUGCUCGUUAUCUGACAUUCCUCAUCAUAUCCCGGAGGAAGUCACGGCAUGGUUCCAGGAUACUGUUUUAGAUAAGUCAUUGAAGGCUUUAGUUGUAGCAAAAGACCCAGAUGGAAGAUUGAUUAUAGAGCUAUAUGAUGACAGUAUCCAAAUUAAUGCUAGUAUUAAUGAGAAGCUAGGGCUCCUCGGAUACAAAAACAGAACAAGAAAAAAGGAUAAAGAGAGUGACAUAAUCCUCCACGCAACCGAAGCUCCUGAGGAUAAAAAUGAGAGCGUGAAGUCACCGCCUACAGAAUACUUGAGUAAAUCGGGAGAUGGCAAAUCACACAGUAUAGAGAUUAUGGGCGAACCGUGCAAACCCAAGAUGAGCCCAGCAUGCAAGGAGCUCAAGUAUUUACAAGGCUCAACCAAGGCCAACCUAGUCACUCUGUAUCAGGACUCUAUGGGAAACAAAAAUGAUGGGGGCUUUCCCUUAACAAGAGAAAAGAAGGAAGACAUGUUUACCAGCUCACCUGUGGGGGCUGCCAAACUAGACUCCGCUCUUCCUGAGGGAAGGCUAGGGGAAUCCGGCAGCAAAGACCUGCCUCCGAAGUUCUGUGAAUUCCCACGGAAAACCAUAGCGCCUGGCUUUAAGACCUCUGUGUAUGUGUCCCAUAUCAACGACUUCUCCGAUUUCUACAUCCAGCUGAUAGAAGAUGAAGCAGAGAUCAAUCGUCUUUCUGAGAGAUUAAAUGAUAUCAGAACAAGGCCCCAGUUUCACACGGGUCCACCUUGGCAAAGUGGAGAUGUGAUAUGUGCCAUUUUCCCAGAAGACAACUUAUGGUACCGAGCAGUGGUCAUGGAACAACAGCCCAACGACUUCCUCUCUGUACAGUUUAUAGAUUACGGCAACAUGUGUGUGGUCCACAAUAACAAAACGGGUAGGCUUGGCCCCAUCGAUGCCGUGUUGCCAGCACUGUGCCUCCAUUGCUCCUUAAGGGGGCUUUUGGUACCUGACAUGGUGGGCUGCAAGGAGAUGGUGGCUUACUUUUCCCAAAGGACAGAAGAGGCUCAGAUAAGAUGUGAAUUUGUUAAGUUCCAAGGCACCUGGGAAGUGGUCCUCUCGGAUGAACAUGGAAUCAUAGCUGAAGAUAUGAUGAGCAGGUUUCCGCUCAACGAAAAGUCUCAAAUGGGGCUUACCACCCAAAUCAUGAAAGGGGACUCUUCAAAGUCUGCUAACAAACCUGACAUGGACACUUCAGUGUUUCUUAACUGGUAUAAUCCCAAAAUGAAGUUGAUAAGAGCCUAUGCCACUGUCAUAGAUGGGCCUGAGUACUUUUGGUGCCAGUUUGCCGAUUCUGAGAAGCUGCAGUACUUAGAAACUGAGGUUCAGAGUGCCGCAAAGCAGCUUGCAGACAGGAAAAGCUGUGCCCAGUGUCCCCGAAUUGGAGAUCCGUGCAUCGUGAGGUACAGAGAAGAUGGACAUUAUUACAGAGCCGUCAUCACUAAUAUCUGUGAAGAUCACCUUGCGUCUGUCAGGCUUGUGGACUUUGGGAACAUCGAAGACUGUGUGGACCCCAAAGCACUUUGGAACAUCCCUUCUGAACUCCUGCUGGUCCCCAUGCAAGCAUUUCCAUGCUGCCUUUCUGGUUUCACUGUCUCUGGUGGAGUAUGCCCUCAAGAAGGAAAUGAUUAUUUUUAUGAGAUAGUCACAGAAGAUGUGUUGGAAAUAACAAUAUUGGAGAUCAAGAGGGAUGUCUGCAACAUCCCCUUAGCAGUUGUGGAGCUGAAAAGCAAAGGCGAAAGCAUUAAUGAGAAGAUGAAGAAAUAUGCCAAGAUGGGAACCCCCAAGAGUGACCUGUACUAUGAUAAACAUGGAGCAGAGAGAAAGGGAGGCCUUAGGCCCACCAGUCCUGACCUUGGCCUUAAGAAACCAAGUCACAAAAUGGCACAGGAUAAGCCGUUUUAUGUGGAAGCCCGGGCAUGUGAGCUCUCUGAGAGGAUUGAAAAAGAUUUGAACAUUGAAACCAAGACAAGUAAAUUCUAUGAGCGUAGCACCCGGAACAUUUUCGAAGCUUUCGAGAACUCAUGCAAAGGUAAAAUGGGCUCUGAGAGGCUAGAUGGCAACAUGGAUUACCAUUUUGUGGACAGAGCCAAGUUUGACGAUACCUACCUCAUUACAGGAUUCAACCCUAUAAUGCCCCAUGCUAGUGAGCCGAAGGAGCUAUUGGAACUGAAUUCACUAGAGGUACCGCUCUCUCCAGACGAUGAAUGCAAGGAAUUCUUAGAACUGGAGUCCAUUGAGUUGCAGCACUCCCCUGUCGGGGAGGAAGAAGAGAAAGAGGAACUAGGCCUGGGGUCUCCGAUGGCACCUCCGUCCCCCGGCUGCGAGGCAGGAGCCACCCUGGAACCGUUUAUGGUGCAGCUUCCCCUGGACUGUGAGACGGAGAAGCAGCUAGACUUGGAACUCCCAACGCCCCAGCUGUCCUUGGACGACAGCCUCAGCCCUUUCUCCGCAGUCGUCAGUCCGAACAUCCAGGAGUCCACGUGUGCCGAGGACGAGGGGAAGCCGGGUUGUGCGGGCUCCUCUGACGACGGCCACAGCAGGUCACCAAUCCUCCACCACCGGAAGAGCGGAGAUUCUCCCACCCAUGAUGACCUGAACCUAUCCGAAGAGGAGUUUCCACAAUUUGAAAGCAGAGACAACACUGCUUUAUUGGCGCCUUUGUUCUCGGGGGAAGAAGCCAGAGACGGAAGGAAGUGCGGGGUCGCUGUGCCAGCCGUCCAGCUGCAGAACACCUACACUCUGAAAGGCUUCUCUGUUGGAUCGAAAUGUGUCGUGUGGUCGAGCCUAAGAAACACGUGGUCCAAGUGUGAGAUUCUUGAACUAGCCGAAGAAGGAACAAGGGUUGUGAACCUUUCAAAUGGUGUGGAAGAAACAGUAAGCCCCGAGAAUGUCUGGAAUGGCAUCCCCAAGGUAGAUAAGAAUCGCGCUGAGGCUGUCUUCCAAACAGUGGGGAAGGACCUUUCCUUCAUGUCGUCAGAUGACACCACCAUCAAAGGCUUUUCUUCUGUUUCAGAGGAGCAGCAUGGAGGAGAUGCAGAUUCGACUCUGGAGGUAUAGGCCCUGCCAAUCAGAAGCUGCCUUUAACAAGCCACGUGCUACCCCAACUGGAGGAAAUGUAAACCAUGCGGCCCCUGGAAGUUGUCCUUCGUGGGGGAAUGAUCUGAGAUGGAAGCAGUAGGUCUCAGGUUGACAAAGCAGCCUGUUUAUUGCUCUCUAGAGGCAUCUGGGCUUGUCCCUCAGCCUGUAGUCUUCUAGUGUUUUAGCCAGGAUAAUUUAUUUUGCCAAACAAUUGGCUAGCUUACUACUAUAUUCAUAAAAUUAUAUCUUUCCAAUAGAUUGUUUAUAUUAAAGUAGAAAACUCUAGGUUUGUGACUGACAGGAGCUGCC